Macrobrachium nipponense is the source of this 10607-nucleotide messenger RNA. It is a transcript of the gene Ubc4, whose product is annotated as ubiquitin-conjugating enzyme E2 K-like. Gene Ontology annotation, molecular function: protein binding. The record is from RefSeq and is a predicted model, not a curated record. Bases 104 to 703 code for a protein of 199 amino acids. NCBI's taxonomy places the organism in Eukaryota, Metazoa, Arthropoda, Malacostraca, Decapoda, Palaemonidae. The transcript has 5 exons.
UGAUCUCAGCUGGAAGAAGAAGAAGAAGAAGACGAAAGACGUAAACAUUGGAAGAAGGAGAAUACAUAUUAGUCCCUGCGAGAAAGCCAUCUAGAAAAUAAUCAUGGCAAAUAUCGCCAUACAGAGAAUUAAGAGGGAAUUCAAGGAGGUGAUUAAAAGCGACGAAGCUCAGAAGUGUGCUAUCAAUGUAGAAUUAGUUGGAGAUGAUUACAGGGAGUUGAAAGGCGAAAUAGCAGGGCCCCCAGACACACCUUAUGAGGGAGCAACAUUUCACUUAGAAAUAAAAGUACCUGAAACAUACCCAUUUAAUCCACCAAAGGUAAAGUUUCUCACAAAAAUUUGGCAUCCAAACAUUUCUUCAGUAACAGGUGCCAUCUGCUUGGAUAUAUUAAAAGACCAGUGGGCUGCAGCAAUGACCCUCAGAACUGUCCUAUUGUCCUUGCAAGCAUUACUGGCAGCAGCCGAACCCGAUGACCCCCAGGAUGCAGUCGUAGCUAGACAGUUUAAAGAGAACCACUCUCUUUUCUUGGAAACAGCUCAGUACUGGUCUCAUGUACAUGCAGGAGCUUCAAGAGGAAAUAGUGAGUUUGCCAACAAAGUGAGAUGUUUGAUGGAUAUGGGUGUUGGGGAACACCAAGCCCUCGUUGCUCUGUCAUCUUGUAACUGGGAUAUGGAACGUGCAAUCGAACAACUAUUUUCGUAGACAUUCACUCCCAGGGUUAAUCUAGAUACAGUGAUCUUUCAUGAUUCAAAGGGGAGGGAGGGAGGGAGGGAAGGGAGCUCAUAUUCAUUUACCACAUCAACAAGAGAAAGCCACACCUUUUAAGUUUCCUUGCUUAUAUUGCUUCAUCAAUAAUGUUAACAUGCAAGCACUAAGCCAUAGUAUUAUGGGCAUGAGUUGAUAGUCCCACCGCAUUAUAUCCUUCCAAGUAACAUAAACUUUACUGUACAUGAAUUAUGGUUAACCCGAUUAUAGAUGUAUGAAUAUAUAAAAGAUACUUUCUCAUUUCCUUGUCUUCAUUAGGCACGAGAAUGUAAACCUUUAUAUUUAGAGGGAAUCAGUUACAUGCAUGUGAACUAAAACAAGGAAUUGCAAAUAACUUAUUUGUCAACCACAGCUGAAAUUCAGCAGAAUUAAGAACAUCGUUGUUGAUCCUGCACGAUGUGGCAUUUAGAUGAUUUAUAUCACUGAAGGGUAACACCAAUACAAGCUUCAUUUAAAGGAGUCGCUGUAGCACCACACCUUUGCUCUUUCUCUCAAGUACUGUUAGUUUUUCCGUUAAGGUAAGAAGUCUUUAAUUUAUUGAACACAUCCAUCAUAAUGAUAUAAAUUACCCUAUCUAGGAAUACAAUUGUUUUAUUCUUAUCGUGAGGUUUAGAUGACAAUCAUCUGUUUUAUUGUGGAAAUGUAAUAUUAUAGACCAGGAACUAGCAUUUUGUAUAAAGUGAUUUGUGCUUUAGAUGCAGAUCUUGAAUUAUCAUAUUGAUAAAGAUGUCUGGUAAGUACUGUUGCAUUCCAGAUUUGGUUAGUUGUUGACUUCAGAUUUGCACCUCUCCAAAAGUAUGAGAAGUCAUGUUAUACCUGUUGUCUAGUAAAUUAUUCACUCACACCUGUUAGUUUUUUGGAUACACUUCUGCACCAUUACCGCUAGAAAGAAAGAAAAUUAAAAGUUAAUGAGAUGAUGCAUAAAUUGAUGGGGUGUCUGACUACUGUAAUGAAAAAUCAGAUUGUUUCUAGCAACUUAGGAACUUGACUCGAGAGAUCCAUAUAAACCUUGGUAAAUGAAUGGAAUGUGCCAAGUCUGAAUGACUGCUAUCCUUGAACUAUGUUGAAGUGUGUUUGGUUGACAAUUGCAGUUACUAGUCCAUUUUCCAGUCAAUAGAUUCCCAACCCUCUAGAAAAACAGUUGAUAAUUUUUCUAGUCAAGUGCAGUAGCCUUCUUGUUUUGUCUUCAACUGCAAGUGUUUUGCAUGAUUGUCGUAUUGUUAUUAGUAGGCUGUUAAUGCUUUGUUGGACUUCAGCAACCUUUUUUAGCAUGCUUGUUCAAACUUUAGUGGAGACAUAUAGGUUUGAAUCUAGAAACUUCAUGGUAUUAUGUGAGGCCGUUCACUAGAAAUCAAUCAUUGCAUGUCUAAAGUAUUGUAAGGAAUGAGAGGACAGUGAACUUUAAACUUAAAGCAGAUUUAGCUGAACAUAGUUAAAUGUUAGCCUGCCUUUGCAGAUGAUUCCAAUUCAAGGCAAUGUAAGAAAUUGUUUUCUUGAAUGCUUUUCAGUUUUCAUCGGCUAAGAACUUGAAGCUUAUUUUAGUAAACCUUUUUUACUGAAAGUUUGGUUGUUCAUCAAUUGGCAUCAUAUUUUGAAAAACAGCAUUAUUGGUUUGUUAGUGAAGAUUGAUAUAUGUAUGACUGAAUUUUAUCUGUGGUGGUAUCCAGGAGCUUACUGAUUAAGUAAGAUAGUUUAUUCCUAAAGGUCAGGACUUUGAUUUAAAAAAGAAAAUUAGAUUUUUAAACUAGAAGACUUUUUAUUUGGGAAAACUCAUACAGUUGACACUUUUUACAGACUUUAUGUAAUGUUAGAUACAAGGGUAAGCUUUUGAGGAUCAGUUAUAUCCAACAUUGUAUGAAAAAUGUUACAGGUUGUACAGAAGGUGGUUUUCAGCUUGUAUAAUACCAUAUGCUAAAAUGUAUACAUUAAUAGUUACACGUACAUUACUUACAUGUUCUGUACUGUGUUAUUUAUGAUCCCACUGGAUAGACAACUGUAGCUGAUGCCCUUUUUCACACACUUUUAACUCCCAGGAAUUUCAAGUCCUCUGUAUAGUAUUCAGUGAUGAAAAGUUAGAAAAUGCUAUUCAAAGUUAUUCUGUUUUUUAUGACUUGUAGGAAAAAAUGUUCAUCACUAAUAAUGAACAUGAAACAUGCACUAUUGGUGUUGUGUACAAAUGUAGGCCUGGGAGGAGGGAUUUUCUUAAGAAUAUUUAGAAAAAAAAUAAGUCCUUUAUUUCAUAGCUGCUUGAUUAAGUUUUCUUAUACAUAUUCAUUAAACUUUUAAGUAAACAUUGUGAACCACCUUUUAUGCCCUUAGUAGUCAGAAAUUACCUUUAAGCUAUGGAUUUCAACACAGGAGGUAGUUGGUGGCUAUUAAUAAUGAAUUAUUUAAAUUUCAGUCCAGAUUAGUACUCCAGAUACUUCCUCACAAACGUGAUACUCCUUGUAGGCAACCAGGCCAUAUAAUGUGAUAGAUAAAACCUGAGAUUGAGUGGUGUGUCAGGGACUCUUCUGUUAUUGUCUUGGAAGCAUCUCUUAUUAGCUUUGCCAAGAAAAGGUGUGAUGUUGUUAAACAAUUUUUACAGUGAAAGAGUGGUCCCUAUUAUUUUGUUGCCUCUAUCCUAAAUGAUACUUAAAGGUAAUGUAAAUAGUCAUUUAUUUUUCCAAUUUCAACCUUAUCCUUCACGUGGAUGGACUGUGGUAAUCAUGUAGUUGUCUGUGUUUCAGAGGUGAUUAUAUUUAGCAUGCUUGCACAUUUGUCAGGACUGACUCCCUUGAGAAGUAUUUUGUUCCGUAGCCUUUAACAUUCCAUCUUUCAUGUGGCUUGGUUGGUGUCUCCAGCUUCCAUUUAGAGGGCUAUGGAAUUAUUGUCGGAAAUUGAAAUGUAUCUUUUGAAAACCCCAUCUAAAGAAUGGAUCAAAAUACAUUUCAGUUCAUUCAACCAAGUGCCUAAGUUGCAGAUUGAACCGAUGUAGCUUGAUCGACAGCUUUGAAAGCAGUCUUACAUAAUAUAUGGUUACAGCUGUGUUUUUAUAAUGAAAUAAAAAAAUGGAAGAACAAUUAGCAAUUAUUAGACACCUUGCGAUGACUUGAGUUACUAGUAUUACGCAUUCUCUCCAGAAGAUCUGGAGGAAAACAAUCUUGAGUUGAAUGGUGGUAUCUCUUUUUCAGAAUUGUAGUAUAUGCAUUUAUGGAAGUUAGAUUUUUUUCCCAUGGUUAUUUUUGUUUUCAAGUUCGAAGCCAGUUUAUUACUUUGAGGAGAUUUGAUUUAAACUCUUACUCUCUGGUGUAGUUUGCCUUUUGUUUAUACUGAUAGAUUUGUAAUAUAUUUUUUCUAAGCUAUAUGUGGUAUGUUUGUUGCUUUCUUUCUUUCUUGAAUAGCUUCACAAAAGUUUACACAAAGAAAAUUAUUUUGUAGAAGUUUGCACCACAGAAAUCUACUUGUAAAGAUGGACUUGAUUAACUUUUUUCUUCUGUAGUUGUCUGAGUGUUGGCGAUACUUGAUUUCAGCAGGUGACCCUUUAUGUAUAUUUUUGCAUUUUCUUGUAUUUGGUUUAACAGCAUUUAAUUUUCCAAGCAAUUCUAAGUUGAAACCCCCCUUUAUUUUUGAGUGUGAAAGAGUCUUGGAAAAAUGUUACCCAUAAUAUUUAAAAGGCUUUUUAUUUUAUUAUAUGAAAUGGAGUCCUUUUUGGUCAUUUGUCUUGGGAAAAGCUGAUAAGUUAAUGUAUUGAUAAAAUUACAAUGCUGCACAUUGGUUCUAGUUAUUCUUGUAUUAGGCAGUAGUGGUAAUUUAUUUUCAUUCAUAAAUUUUUUUUACUUUGUUGAUGAUUAUGAAAUGUCUGUGCAACAAAUGAGCCUCUUAUACCUUAAUGCUUAGUAGGACUGUUGAUUUUGUUCUCAAAAAUAAGUUGGUUGGCUGAAACCUUCAUGACCAGAGAAAAGUUCUUUGUCUCACAAACCUGACAAAGUUGCAAAAGUUUCUUCUUGAAACUUAUGGAAAGUUGAGGACUUUCAGUUAUUUGCUUUUUAACUAUUUCGAAUUGGUCAGUCAAGCAAGUUUUAUUAUUAUUUUUUUAAUGCCUUUUCAGUGUUUAUUAUGACAUCUGUAUCCAUAAGUGGUAUUUACACAAAAAAUAAUAUGCCCAUACAGUACUCCAGAACAUCAUCAGCAACUCAACAUAAAUAUGACGCAAAGAGAUAUGGUACACAGUACAUAUAUUCUAUCUAAUAUCCAUCUAAUAAAAGAAGUCUGUUCUCUUGACCUAUCUAUGAUUCUGUUUUCAAAGCAGAAUUGUCUGCAAUAUAGUCAGCAGUUGUGAUUAUUAUAAACAUAAUCCCCCCCUUUUUUUGUUGAUUGUUUAUUUUCAGUGACUUAGUUGUGGUAGAGAAGUCAUAAAUUACUGUCUGAAGAGGCCCUUUGGUAUCAGAUCGAGCUGUAUUUCCAUAAAUGUGAGCCUUUUAGAAUUGCUUAAAUAAGUUUUGAUUCUUACUCAUGUAGGCGCAAAGGGAAAUGAAAAUAGUUAUAAUGCUGCAAAGCAUCAUCCUCAGUGAUUAGAUUAAAAGUGGUUAUUCCUGUCAUUAAAUGUUUUAACAUCAAUAAAACCCAUCAUCUGUAUUGAACGGCAGGCUUGAUUGGCUAAGGAAUCCAAUUUUGAUGAAAAGCCCUUGUGUUGAAUAGUUUUUUUUUUUUUUUUUCUUUCAAAAUUACCACCACAUUUAACUAAUUUCCUCCCACUUUCUGAAGGGUCACACUUAUCUAACUCUUUGGGUGCUUGACGAGUAACCCACAUGACCCAAACCCAGAAAUUUGAGAUUGAGGAACAAUACUUGUAGUUGAUCAUGUUUUAACUUCAAUUUUCAGCCAACAAUAAAUUUUGAUAGUUUGAAAAAAUGCUUUGAAGAAAGUGUCGUAAUCCUUAACAUAGUCAGUUUAUUUAUUAUGAACAUUCUCCAUUACAAACCUACCAAGAGCAUAGUAAAAAAGCAGGUGCCGAAAUGAAUGCUGAUUCUUGAGUUAUCUGUGUCACAAGUGUAGAAUUUUUUUUAGAGCUAGCCUGAAUAAUUGCUUUCAAACUAGGGUUCAUUUUAUGGGGUGGUUUCUGGAGGUAUGCCUUGCAUGGCUUACUGCCAGUUGUAGAGAAGGUUCCGUGGAGUGUCCCAAUGGUCCUUGAGUUUUAUGUCUUGUCUUUUACUUUUUAGAUGUAAAAAAGGGAGAUUCAUUUCUGUGCUAAACAAAAAAUAUAAUACUUUGAGGAACAGAGACUACAUAUACAUUUCUUUUAAGUGGAAUCCUGAGCUCAUUAACAAGUGACGGUAGCAAACAGUAAUGUUAAAGUUAUUGAGUAUUUGAAAUAAUUGCACUUAUUCUGUUUUGUUACUUAAUGUCUUACACUUACUGUUUGAUUUCAUUUUUAUUACUUAAUGUCUUACAUUUACUGUUUGGUUUCAUUUUUGAUACUUAAAUAUCUUUUACACUUCUGGAUAGAAUUUAUUGUCAUUCUUCAUUUCACCCCAAGCAACAGCUGUAGCUGUGUUGUAAAGGUUUCCCCAAGUUUGCCAGUCUGAAGUGUGCCAUACACCAUACACUUAAACUGCUGAAAUUCAUCUGAAGACACUGCCAUUAUUUGCAUAUCUAUGCCGGAGAAGGUUUGUACAUUUUAUGUUUGAAGUGUAUCCUUACAAAGUACAAAUGUCUUAUUUUCCAUAAGCCCUGCAGCUUGAUAUUGUUUGGUGUGAGCUGGUGAUUGAUAUGUCAAAUGGUUAAAGAAUUGAGUGUUUCAUCCAUUUUGUUCAAGGCCAUUAGGCCUCAACUUCAGUUACACAAGCACUUUUCUUUCUGCAGUCAGUAUGCUAAUUGAUUUUUGUAAGACAUAUGUUCUAAUGUAUUUUAUUGUACGUAUUGUGUUUUUUUUAGUAUAGAUCAUUGCUUAUUUUUCUGCUGAAUUUAACAGGGUUGUAACACCAUUCUUUUUAGAUCAUUUUAUUUGAUUAUAGUAUGAUUUGGUAUGUGCCUAGUUAUUGCAAAUAAGUAUGUCUCCACAUGCAGUAAGGGUCAGUCAAGUUGAAAAGUUUUUGGUUUCACUCAGAAAUAGGUAGGAUGAUGGUUCUUGCACAAUUUGUCAGUGUUUUGCAGUCUCCCUUGAAUCCAGUGCUCUUAUUAUGCCGAAGUUCAAACACUACUUUCUUCUUGUUAAGGAUUGCUGCACUCUGGGUUGCAAAUGCCUCUCAAGAGUGUGGAUGUCAUUUUUAGAUGCAAAUGGUGACCAUACAUGCGGAAUGUGAGUUAGGUACUAAGUGGAUAUAAGAUAGUUUUAGAUGGAGCAAGUUGCGUGGAUCAGCAAUCUAGAGCCACUUCCACCUGCACUGUGUUGAUGGAAACAGUUGAAAAAGAGUUUUUCGACUGUUACCAUUUUCAAGUGUAAUUCUCCUAUUAAUGUUAUGACUUUUUCCAGGGAGUCUGUCAUAACUCAUAAUAGCUUGAAAUUUGUGAAGGGCAUUUAGAACCAUGGUAGUUUCAUUGCUCACUUUAAAUUCUUGUUCAGUUUGGUGUUGAUCUCAUAUUUCAUUCUACAUGAUUGAUGUGCAGGUAUUGUCUGGAUCAGCCUAGGAGUGAGUAAAACAUGUCAGCUUAAGAUUUUUUGUAACUCUCUUGCAGAUGGUCAUCCCCAAGAUGUUGGGCAAAAAUGUUCCCUGAACCAGUAUUGAUUCCUUUAGGCUUGGCUGUUUGUUGUUCAGUCCAGUGUUGUCAUCCUCAACCACACAAAUGGGAUCCAAGUGUCUGUUAGUGAUUGGUGUUCACACAUAUCUGUAAUGGAGCUCAUCUUCUGUGAUGUUUUCUUGCUUAUUUUUAAAUGGUGGAAUAAGAAGGUAGUCCUAAUAAAGUAUUUGACUGUCUUUAUGAAUUUCCUUAGGGCCAAGUUUCUUUUGAGACUCAUAACCACGAAACUUCCUGUUUUGUCUAAUUUGAAAUUUUGCCUAUGCUCAAGACUCAAAGAAUCUUGCCUGCAGUUUAAAAGGCUAAGAACUGACUCCUAUUUGUAAUUAUUUUAAGUAAUCAUAGUGCACCAAGAAAUUCUUGAGGGUGAGGCUAAUGUCUCAUAUAAGGUUUAUCAUAUUCUGGCUGAUUUUAUAGUGCUCUUGGAAAUAGAUGAUUGAUAAUGCAUUCUUGCACUCUUGCUGUUGGGCAGAUUAAUACAAAAGGAUGAUUACAGUGUUUUCCAAAACCUAGUGAUCCCAUUCUUUUAGGAUGUCAAAGCCAUGGUAGUAAAACUGAGGGCAAGCAAAUGUUUUACCUCUGCCAUCCAUUCAAGACUUGUUGGGGUAGUGGUCAGUAUGGCAGUUGUGUUUAUUCGUGGUCUUGUUUUUGUGGGACUGCAGUGACUCAUUUCAAGCUAUGUAACCUUCACAAGAUGGUUUUAUUGUUCCUAGAGGGGAAUCGCAUUUCAUCCAGGACUAGUGACACUGUACAUGCGGCAUAGGCUCUCAGUGCACUGUGACAGGUAAAGGUUCCAGAGUCUUCGUCGUGGUGCAACAGUAGCACAUCUUUCUAAGAAAUACUGACAUUAUAACAGAUGAGUAUGUUCCUAAUACACAUUCUCACAGUGGCAAAGACUCAGGUUCUUGACACAAUGCUGUCAGAUGCUCAUGUUUCCAAGGUGUCAGCAAACUGUGACAGAAAAACAGGUUUCUGAGACACAUUGUCUCCAUGUGAUAGAGGCAUAGUUAAUUAAGAUGCCUCGACAAGCUGUGCCUAAUUUCCCCGAGACAUUCAUGCCAUUGAAAACUUCCUAAACACCAAGAUGACAUUUAAAAAUGCUAAGAUGUGAUGAUGAUGCAGUACAUAGCUCUGAGACAGAGUCUGUCUGCAGCACAUUGGGAAUGAUUGAACACAAAGAAUCAGACAGACCGGAUGUUACAUUGUAGCAAGGAAUAUUUCAACACUGAAUGUCUUCACAUGAGUGUUGACUCUGAAUGAGAUGACUGUUAAUACAAAGGUGCAGAGGAGGGAACAGGAUGACUUUAUUCAUUAUGAAGAUCAACCAUUGGUUCCAGCAUUUUUUUCCUUAUUUUACCAGUUAGGGGAGUUCGUUGUCCUUCUGUAGUCCAUGAUAAACAGCACAGAACUUUUCUGGUGUAUUGAUACCAUAUUUCAGUUCUCAGUUGACAGCUCACAGUACUAGGCAGUACAGCAAGUGAUUAGAGGUUUGUAGCCGAUGAUUAAUUUUCAGUUUUGUAUUUUUCUUUCAGCAUUUUCUUGUUUUUCUUUACUGUACAUUACCACCUGCUGUAGGUUGUGAAUCUUGGAGGUAACUAUUAGAAAAUUAGAGUAUGACAUACCAUCAGACCAACAUUCCAGCAUUAAAACAUUUGAGUGCUCUUUUUGUUCAUGUUUUCCCAGAAAGUCUUUCAGCUGUGCUUAGAUCUUUGAUAAAGAUGUGGUUGUAGCUUUUAACUCAAACUGCCAUACAUUACUCAUUUGGAAUAGUAUUACAGUUAUUUUCAUUGUGUAGAGAUAUUUGAAAAUGCUGGGAUAUCUUGUAUGUGAAGUUGAUGGCAUCAUUGAGUCUUAGUAUUUAUGGUUUAAGUUACACUCAGUGCAGAUGGUAAUAAUAUUUUCAAGAAAGAUUUGAGUAAGGAACAGGUUUUUACUUGAACUUUUCUAUCCAUUUUAGUUUGGUGUGUUACAUUUGUAAAGGCAGGGAAGUUUAUAGAUAGAAAUCAGCUUCUCUGAUUUAUGUACGAUCUAAUGCACUGCUGUUUCAAUGUUUUAUAUCACACAUGUAUUAUAAAUGAUGUAGAGUUUUUGGAUCUGCUGAAUUUCUGGCAAAGGUGUGGUAAGUCAAGCCCCUACCACACGAUGGGCAAAUACACAGCAGCCAGACACUGUUACCAAUUUUGUGGGUGGCUGACAAUCAUGAGUGUGGUCCAAGUCAUAGGUUUGCCUGCCUUGGACUCUUUGAUCUGGUAACAGUUUAAAGCGGGAAAAUUAUGGGCAAAUCCAAGUGCCCGUCAUGUCUUUUGCCCCUCGUGUGGAAGGGGCAUUAAUCAUCUUGCUUUACCUUGUUGAAUAUAUGAACUGUAAGAAGAGAGCAGUAUCUGUGAGGUACCAUUUACCAUAGGUUUGCUACCCCAUGAGUGCACUGUUUAUCAAGAACUGGUAUAGAAAACAUCAGUUUAUCAUUUACUAUGUUAGUGUAGCCUGUAAAGUAUUAAUGUUUAAGUUGUUAAAAAAUUCCAAACUCCUCCCUUUUUUCUUUUAUUUUUUAAUAAAAAGAACACUUCUGCACUGUGACAUUGUCAGAAUAUCUUACACUGUAUAUUGGGUAGUGAACAAUUAAUAUAAACUGGAGUGAGAAACUCACGAAGAGCAACUGUUUCAUCAUAUCACUCUACUGCUCAGAUUAUCCACUUUAAUUGCCUGGGUUCUUAGAAAGUGAUCUGAUGAGUAACCCAAUUGUUCUUCAGUUGCAUUGCAGUGAUUGCAAAAAAACUUUAUUCCCAGUGCUGUACCUUCAAGUUGGUACGACAUGAAAAACAGAUUCAUUCACCUCAUCUUUUACACUGGCUCAAUUUUUUUAUAACUGAAUGUGGUAGGUUGACAAUGAAAAUUGAUAACUUGAAUUUGGACACCCUUGUAGAAAUAUUGUGUAUAAUGUGUUUAAUGUUUGUUAUCAUUUGGGAUUAUCUAAAGUUUUUUUUUAGGAGUAAGGUAUGUAAAUAAUGGUUUAGAUUUUGCUUUUUAGAGUAAUAAAGCAUGUCUGUACUGACACCGCAGGUAAUUCCAUUUAUAUUGAUAAUAAAAGGAAAUACAUACUCUUGAGAAUAUUCAUUAUUUUUAA